Molecule: messenger RNA, 303 nt
Organism: Nannizzia gypsea CBS 118893
Lineage: Eukaryota; Fungi; Ascomycota; Eurotiomycetes; Onygenales; Arthrodermataceae
Exons: 2
Coding region: 1-303 (100 amino acids)
Source: RefSeq, a predicted model, not a curated record
AUGGAUGAAGAUGCAGAUGCAGAUGCAGAUGCAAAGGGCUAUGUCAGCUGGGCCAGGAGAAACUACGAAGAAGAGACGAAAGGGGUUACCUUUUGCGCUGGCCGGGAUGCUCGGGUUGGGCAGAACCAAAGAAGGAUGAAGGUCCCCAUCUGCCACCUGUUCUCUCUAGUGCGACAGGGCUGGACUCAAAAGUGCGUCCAGCCUCCACGAUGGGCUUCUUCCUGGUUGGUCGCUCACUCAGCCACUUGUGCCGAACUCGAGAGUAUGCCCAAAAAGAGACGACGCUUGUGGGCUGAAGGAUGA